AUGGCCCAGGAAGAAAAAAGUGAGGACCGUAAUAAAGAGAUGAACGGCAAUGUGGCAGCCAUAGCAGAAGACUAUCUUGAGUCGCUUCUUGCUGAUGCUUUUAAGGGGAAGGGAUUUCAGAAAAUAAGAGAACUGCUUCAGGAGAGAGAAAUAGAGCCUCCCCAGAAAUACAGUGAAUCUCUCUUCGCUCAGCUAGACAAAGCCCUGAGAAAGGAGCUGGACAAGAAUGAAUUCCAGAACGUUUCGCUCCUCCUGAAAUGUAUUCAACUCUACUUUAAAAGUGAUCUCCAAGAAGGGACGAGUUUGUUUAUUCAGCAAGGACUGGUAGAAAAGCUGGUAUCUUGGUUUGAAAGAGCAAGAGCGUUUGUGAACCUCAUCGACCCAAGUGAGAAUAAAUUUUUGAUGUUACUACUUGAAGACUUCUUUGACUCUGCAUUGGUGAUUUGCAAGUGCAGUAAUGAAGGGAAGAAAGAGCUGGUGAAUUUAUUUUUACCAGAACUAGGGCAUCUAGUGACAGAAGCAAAUAUUUGCUGUGCUCUGCGGCAGGAGGCUUUGAGGACCCUCAACUCUAUACUUGACAGUGUCCCAAGAGAGGAGAGAAAGAAGUUCCCUCUCUCUGAGGAGAUGUGCGCACUCACGAAAGACCUUGCAAAAACUAUACUGGAGGCUGGUGAUUAUGACCUUCAGGUUGCCCUUUCAGAAGCACUUUGUAGGUUAACAACAAAAAAAUGGAGGGAUGACCUUGUUCACCACUGGUUUGAAGAUAACUAUCUUGCUGAAGCUUUCAAAGAGAUCAAGGAUAGAGAAUUUGAGACGGACUGCAGAAAAUUUCUUAACCAGCUAAAUGAAAGACUUGGGGAUGAAAGAAGAGUCUAUUCAUUUCCUUGCAUAUCUGCUUUUGCUGACAUGAAUGAGGUGAAGAAACCAUCGGAUGAGAAGCUGGAGGAGUUCUGGAUUGACUUCAAUGCUGACAGCCGGAGUGUGACUUUCUAUGUGGACAGUAAUGAGGGUGCUCUUUGGGACUCAGUGAGGCUGUCGAAAGAAGCAGUCAGCAGUUACAGCCUGAAGGAGGAGGGUGGAGAAAAUAUUGUUAAAAUUUACAUGAAGAUUCCUGCUAUUCUUAACAAAACAGAAGCAACCAAAAUCAAAAUAUCUUUCAGUGCUAAGUUUGAAAUCUUAAUUGUGCUUAGAAAAGUUCUGGGAGAUGAAAAAAUGAUGAGAAAUGUGGCUGAAGAGGGGUCUGCCCAUGCUGAGAAGCAAGCCAGGCAGAAUGAAGCAGUGACACCCGAGUCCACUAAUCCAGAGGGCAGAAAAGAUCCUUCAAACUCGGAAAACAUGGACUCGCUACCAGAGAGCUUAGCCUCUGAGCACAGCCCACACUUAACAGCCACUGUAUCAAAAAUGGGUAACUCUGAUGUCACCAUGAUGAAAGUGAGCCAACAGACUGAAGUGGAAGAUGCUAACCAAGGCUCAGGGCCUUACAGCAAAAGCAGAUGAAGUGUUUAGUAAGUAGCUCCUGAGGGUGAAGCUGUACUUUCUUUGCCUCCUUCAGCAAAAAGGUCCAAAACUCCAUCUCCAAGGACAAAAGCUAUGCCUAGUGAGAAGGCCCUAGAAGAAGACCCCAUGGAGGAAUUGACACCAAAGAAUGUUACCCGGGUAAAGAGAAAGGGGAAAACACGUUUGGCCAAGCAGAGGACUGAAGGCAGGAAGGACUUCUAUGACUUUGAAAACUCAGACUCUGCAAGCCAUGAAAAGGUUGCUGAAGCCAAAGGAAGGAUACUUGGCCAGAAAGUUGCUUCACAAAAUCAGAGUUACAGGAAACACCUUUUCUCUGAAAGCAACAAUGAAAAUACAAGCACUAGUCAGAGUGAAAAAAGCUGGAUCCUUAACUCUCAGAAACGGUCAUUGCCAAAAUCUCUUGACUACACCCGAAAAAGACCCAGGGUGAGAAGUAAAUUAAAAGUGCUUCCAAUGUCUUCCGCAAGUAGCGGCAGUGACUACCAGACAAAGAAGGUAGGGAGCUGUCAUGCUUUAGUGCCUUGGAUCUAUAGCUCUGGGAAAGCCAUCAGUACCACCCAUGAUGAAAUGCUCUCAGAGGAGCUCAAAGGGAGUCCGCUCUCACUUGAUGCAUCUUCCAAGGGCUAUUCCAGUGAUGACGAGAAGGCCACGCAGAAGCUUAAUGAUGCAUCUGAAAAAUUGUCAAAAGAAGAAGAGAGUUUUAAGCGGAAGGACUCAGGUAUACGCAGUGGUGCUGUCAUUAAAAAGCCUAAAUAUUCCAGUCAGGAAACAAGUCAUUUGUUCUUUGACAUUUCCAAUGUACGAAGGAAACUUUUUGAUUCAGUAGAGAUGGAAGCAGAGAUCAAAACAGGUCAGGAAAUGGAUGAUAGUGUGGAUGAUGCAUUUUUUUCCAAGAUGCCGUAUGAAGACUUCAGUGAUUCAGGGAUGGCUGCUGCAUUUGAAGGCUUUAUCAGCCAACUAAAGAAGUUGUUCUGGUCCCAGUACAAAAGGAUGGAGAUCAGUGCACAGAACACCCUGAGGACUUCAGAGAAGAAUGUGUCCACCCUGCUGAAACAGAUACAUGAAUGCAGGCUGAGUAAGUUGGAGGCCUUUCAGAAGAUUUUUGUUGAAGAGCUUGCCAGCCUUCAGAAGGAAACUCAAAUCUUGGCAAGCAUGGAGAAGGAUGCAGUGCAUGAACACCCAGUGAAGAAGCCAGUAGAAAACAACGUGUUCAUUGUUCCUUCUGAUUAG
Molecule: messenger RNA, 2748 nt
Organism: Calidris pugnax (ruff)
Lineage: Eukaryota; Metazoa; Chordata; Aves; Charadriiformes; Scolopacidae
Gene: SYCP2L
Product: synaptonemal complex protein 2 like
Exons: 33
Source: RefSeq, a predicted model, not a curated record